This is a messenger RNA of Coturnix japonica (Japanese quail), 2361 nucleotides long. The record is from RefSeq and is a predicted model, not a curated record. Lineage: Eukaryota; Metazoa; Chordata; Aves; Galliformes; Phasianidae.
CAUGCGCACUCGCAGCCCGGCCUGGUCUCCACCCGCCGUGCGCGCUCACAUUGCCGUGCGUUGUGACGUCAGCACGUACGUUACGCUCGUUGCGUGCGCGCGCGGAUCGCCAUGGAGGCCUCAGCGGGCGGCGGGGCGGCGCGGCGCUGGUAUUUCACCCGAGAGCAGCUGGACCGGAGCCCAUCGAGACGGGCCGGGCUGGAUCCCGACAAGGAGCUGUCGUACCGGCAACAGGCCGCCAACCUGCUGCAGGACAUGGGGCAGCGCCUCAACGUGUCCCAGCUGACCAUCAACACCGCCAUCGUGUACAUGCACCGCUUCUACAUGGUGCAGUCGUUCACUCAGUUCCACCGCAACCCUCAGGCUUACCUGCAGCAAGCCCAGGACCUGGUCAUUCUUGAGAGCAUCAUACUGCAGACCUUGGGCUUUGAGAUCACCAUCGACCACCCCCACACCCACGUGGUGAAGUGCACCCAGCUGGUGAGAGCCAGCAAGGACUUGGCGCAGACAUCCUAUUUCAUGGCUACCAACAGCCUGCACCUGACCACCUUCAGCCUGCAGUACACCCCUCCCGUUGUGGCCUGCGUCUGUAUCCACUUGGCCUGCAAGUGGUCCAACUGGGAGAUUCCAGUAUCAACUGAUGGAAAACACUGGUGGGAAUAUGUAGAUCCUUCAGUUACUCUGGAAUUGCUAGAUGAACUGACCCAUGAAUUCCUGCAGAUCCUGGAGAAAACCCCCAACAGGCUCAAACGGAUCCGGAACUGGAGGGCCUCACAAGCAGCCAGGAAAUCCAAAGCUGACGAACACGGCGAGGACGAGGGUCUGUCGGAACAAACCAUCCUCAACAUGAUCAGCAGGAACAACAGCUCGGACAUGAACAUCGCGGGGCUCAUGAGCAUGUCCACGUCCUCCACGGCCGGACCCUCCAUGGCCGCAAACACCGACUCUCCCUGCUCUCAAAGCGCUGCAGACCCGGCCCCUGCGGAACGAUGGCUGCCCCAACACCCCCCAUCUAAAGCGGAUGCCAAUAGGACUAACGAGAGCACGGCGGGGGCUGAGCAUCCCCCCCUGCAGCAGCAGGACGGAGCCGGGUACAUGAAGCAGGGAGGGAAGAACGCGCCGGCAGCCAAAGUGUCAUUGAAGGAAUAUCGGGCUAAACACGCCGAGGAGCUGGCGGCGCAGAAAAGGCAAUUGGAAAACAUGGAGGCCAACGUACGGUCCCAAUACGCCUACGCAGCAAAGAACCUCCUGGUGCAGCAGCAGAGGGAGAGGGAGGUGCAGCAGGACGGGACCCCCCCCAUCAUCCUGAAGAUCCCCAUCGCUGACAACCCCGAGCGCCCCCCGGAUAAAGGUGACAAGAGCUCGGCCCUGAAGCUGAGGAUCCCGAUGGGGGCUGGGGGGGGGCAGCCGGUGUCCAAGCAGGAGGAGAUCAAGAUGCGCAUCAAGGUGCCGGGGGUGAUGGAUGAAGGUGGAACCAAGGGCCGGGAGCACAAGGAGAAGCACAAGGGCCACUCGUCCAACCACCACCACCACAACCACCACUCGCACAAACAUUUACACCCGCAGCUCGUGGGACCCGGCGCCGCCCCCAACAAACGCCCCGCAGACCCCAAGCACCCGGCGCUGCCCGCAGCCCCCCCCCAUAAGAGCUACAACCUCUUCGGCUCAUCCCGCAAGCGGCCGAUGCAGGACGAAGGUCCCCAUGAGCAUCAACCCAAAGUCAGCAAAGGCCCCAAAGCCCCCCCGGCCCCGUUCCCGUACCAGCACCUCCCUGGGGGGGGGCACAGCUCGGACGCCCCCCUCCCCACGUUGCCCUCGGGACCCCCUAAAAGUCGGGGGGGACCCCACGGGAAAUCGGACAAAGGACCCAGCGGGGCCAACGGCCACAACGCCCCCCAGCCCAGUGACUACCAGGAUACGGUCAAUAUGCUGCACUCGCUGCUGAGCGCUCAGGGGGUGCAGCCCAACCAGCCCCCCCCCCAAUUCGAGUUCCAUUCCUAUGGGGAGCUAUUGAACCCCAGGCAAAGCGGCCGAGCUGCCAACACGGACAGACCCCGACCCCCCCCGCUGCCGUCAGAACCGCCCCCCCCGCUGCCCCCCCUCCCCAAAUAAUAAGGGCCCGUUUUACUACUGAGUUCCUACAGCCCCCCCCGACCCUGUAAUGAUAAUGGGAAGGGGGGGGGGGAGGAAGGGCUGGUUUGUUCGACUGCCUCACAAAGAACCUUAUUUUAUUAUUAUGAUGCUUUUAUUAUUGGGGGGGUCAAGCUGGGACACGACGGAUCCCAGCCUUCCUCCUCUCCCUCCUCUUCCUCCUCCCCCCCCCCAUUCACGGUGGGUUCUGCCCCCCCCUCCCCCCCAACC